This is a messenger RNA of Magnolia sinica, 3277 nucleotides long. RefSeq lists its product as uncharacterized. NCBI's taxonomy places the organism in Eukaryota, Viridiplantae, Streptophyta, Magnoliopsida, Magnoliales, Magnoliaceae. Bases 201 to 2828 code for a protein of 875 amino acids. The record is from RefSeq and is a predicted model, not a curated record. The transcript has 12 exons.
UGGGCCCUACGGUUAGGGUCCCACCUGCAUCUCUGGUUCCGGGUCUCCAAAAAUAAGGCUGAAAUGUGUCCCGGUUUCCAUCUCCUUUCUCAAAGGCAGGCAGAUCUGAAAAAAAAAUCUGUCUCCCGGCGAAAGCUGAAGCCUUUUCUCUGUGUCCUGACACUGAUAGGCUUCUUUUGCUUAUACUUUUGUGAGGAACGAUGAAUUUUCUGCUGCGGACUGCACAUUCUGCAGCUCCAGAUCAGCCAACUGUUCAAGAACUCCCUUCGGACACCCAAUUGUUACCCAAACCAGCAACUACUCUAGAGGGUCUUAUUGCUGAAGAUCCAUUUCCAAAGUCUGGUACAGAGGAAGAUGAUGAUAGAGACAUUGAUGGAGUUGGAGUUUCAAAUGGAAGUGUUGCUGCUCCAGUUUCAAAGAACUAUGUUCCGAUUGAAAACCACUCUGAUGUUACUGAAGAUGAAGGAUGGAUAACCAUUCCAUGCAAGGAGCUUCCUGAAAAUUGGAGCGAUGCCGAAGAUAUACAGUCAUUUUGCCACUUGGACCGUUCCUUCAUUUUUCCUGGUGAACAGCUUCAUAUACUAGCAUGUCUGUCAGCAUCCAAACAGGAUACAGAAGUUAUAACUCCAUUUAGGGUUGCUGCAGUGUUGAGUAAAAAUGGCAUUCUCGAACACAAUGCCAAGCAGCCAAAGGUGAUUGUGGGAAGUGAGUCCAAAUCUAUUGCAGAAAGAGGGGACUUGAAUGGCAUGCAUCAAGGUCCCGCUUGUCAAAGUGUAGAAGAUAAUGGCGAAACUUUGUUAGCUACAGAUAAAGUUGAUCCAAAGAAGGAUAUUUCUGUGAGUGAAUCUCUUCUUCGGAUGGAAGACCACAAACACCAGACAGAGUCACUAUUGCAAAGAUUUAAGAACUCACAUUUCUUUGUUAGAAUUGCGGAGUCUGGUGAGCCACUUUGGUCAAAAAGAAAUGCAGCAGAAUCAUCGUCGCUUAAUCCUGAGGUUGUGGGAGAAAAGUUUACUGCCAGUGAUGCAGGAAAGAGACAGACUUCAAGAAGGGAUUCUCAUCUUAGUGCAGUUAUUGAUAAAGGACAUUUUGAUGGCAAUGCAUCUGGUGGAAUUGCUAGAAAUACUGUCAGAUGCUGCUCUCUACGUAAUGGAGAUAUAGUGGUACUUUUACAAGUAAAUGUUGGGAUUAAUUUCAUGAAAGAUCCUGUUCUCGAGGUUCUUCAAUUUGAGAAGUACGAGUACAGUAAUAGAGCUUCUGAGAAACAUGAAAACCUAGUUGAUUCAAAUUAUGAGGAUCCAUGCGGGGAGCUUCUUAAGUGGUUGCUUCCUUUGGAUCAUACCCUGCCCCCUCCAACUCGUCCACUAUCUCCCCCUACUUUGAGUUCAAGUUUAGGUGUAGGAAGUGUAUCUCAUAGAUAUACUGCCUCUUCCUCGUCGGGUUCCCAGCUUUUCUCUUUUGGUCAUUUUAGAAGUUACUCUAUGUCUUCACUUCCUCCAAAUAAUGCACCACCCUCUGCUGUUGCUUCCUCCCCUGCUACACCCACCUUUGAACUUGAAGAUUGGGAUCGCUUCUCAUCGCAGAAACCUGUAAAGAGUCAAGAAAUAGGGAGUGAGGGGUUGCUAUCUUUUCGAGGCGUCUCACUUGAGCCAGAGAGAUUUUCUGUUCAUUGUGGGUUGGAAGGCAUCUAUAUACCUGGAAAGAGGUGGAGAAGGAAACUUGAAAUUAUCCAACCUGUAGAAAUCCAUUCUUUUGCUGCUGACUGCAACACAGAGGACCUCCUUUGUAUUCAGAUAAAGAAUGUAUCUCCUUCACAUAUGCCAGAUAUUGUGAUAUUUUUAGAUGCUAUAACCAUCGUCUUUGAGAAGGCUCCAAAAGGUGGACCACCCCUAUCUUUACCAGUUGCGUGCAUUGAAGCUGGAAAUGAUCACAGCUUGCCAAAUCUUGCCCUCAGGAGAGGCGAAGAACAUUCUUUCAUUCUAAAACCAGCAACCUCGAUGUCGAAGGAUCUUAAGGCUCAUGGUGAAAGUUCUUUGCCAACAUCUUCCCAGGUGGCAAGUGCAACAUCAAAUUUGCAUCCGAUUACAAGGAUUGGUGAAGGAAAAAAGGUUCCUACUAAUGCUGAUCAGUAUGCAGUACUAGUAUCAUGCCGCUGCAACUACACUGAAUCGAGGCUUUUCUUCAAGAAGCCUACUAGUUGGCGUCCUCGUCUACCUAGGGAUCUCAUGAUCUCUGUCGCAUCAGAUAUAUCUGAACAAACUUUUGGACCUAAUGGAGGGAUAUCUCAACUUCCAGUUCAGGUGUUAACCCUUCAGGCUUCAAAUUUAACAUCAGAAGAUUUAACCUUAACAGUUCUUGCUCCGGCAUCAUUUACUUCACCCCCUUCAGUGGUUUCAUUAAAUUCCGCUCCAUCAACCCCAGUGAGCCCGUUUCUUGGUUCCUCCGAGUUCACGGCAAGAGUGAGCGGGGAGAGACGUGUAACAGGGAUGCAGAAGCUGAGUUCAAUGCCUGUUGUACAAGAGAAUCAAAAGGAGCAGGGCAGCAAUGGGGGUAGAUCCAUUUCUCUCAAUGAGCAGAUUUUUUCCUCUGAUGUCAUUCCAAGUACUGAUUUGGGCUGUACACAUCUUUGGUUGCAGAGUACAGUUCCUCUAGGAUGUGUUCCUUCUCAAUCAACAGCUCUUGUCAAGCUUGAGUUACUGGCACUGACUGAUGGGGUAAUCACACUUGAUACUUUGCAGAUUGCUGUUAAAGAGAAAGGUCUGACAUAUAUUCCCGAACAUUCCCUAAAGAUCCAUGCAGCUUCCAGCAUUGCCACAGGGAUUGUGUAGGAUACUCCAAACACGAUUCUCAUUUCUUUUACAUUGUCUGGUUGACACGUCUCGACUUCAAUGAGGCAGCUUAUUGAGUUCUUUGAGUUUGAUGGGCCGUAUUGCCAAGGUAUGUCAUCUCUUCGUUCUUUAGCAGUGUGGAAGUAAUUAGCUUGUUGAGUUAUUUUCAUUUUGGAAGCAACUUAUGCAUCAUUCUGUAAUGUACAAGCUAUUGGGGACGGUUUCGAUGUCCCUAGUUGACAAGCAUUUCAUGUUCUAAAGCAUCAUCAACCAAUCCUUAGUCUUGCUUCCAUUCCAAAAGAUAGGAGGAACUUAGAAAUGUAUACGAUUCUGUAGGUGCAGUUCUUUUAUUCUGGAAAAAAAUGUUUGUACUGCCAAUGUAAUGCUUCUUGAGAUUAUUCUUUUAUUAGGAACCGAACAAUGCAACGGAGACCACCAUGUUUUAAAUA